Chiloscyllium plagiosum (whitespotted bambooshark) is the source of this 6214-nucleotide messenger RNA. RefSeq names its product endoplasmic reticulum-Golgi intermediate compartment protein 2. NCBI's taxonomy places the organism in Eukaryota, Metazoa, Chordata, Chondrichthyes, Orectolobiformes, Hemiscylliidae. Gene Ontology annotation, cellular component: membrane; endoplasmic reticulum; COPII-coated ER to Golgi transport vesicle. The record is from RefSeq and is a predicted model, not a curated record. Gene Ontology annotation, biological process: endoplasmic reticulum to Golgi vesicle-mediated transport; retrograde vesicle-mediated transport, Golgi to endoplasmic reticulum.
AGAGGUCAGGAUGUGAACGCGCUCUCGGAGCCGGAGGCUGAGGAACGGCACACAUGGCGACGACUGAUAGGCUCCGCUCGUGAGAGAGUCCAGGGGAGGCAGCAACCGGCACAGGUGUAACAUCAAGAAGGAAGACUCAGUCUUUGGAAGUGGUAUGCCUGGUUCAACAAAAGCAACUGAAAACCGACUGCAAAGAGAGUUUUUAAAACAUAGAAAUCUGCUCCUGUACAACUACAUUAAGAACAACUGAACAUUUCCACUUGACUAUCUGAUCAGAAACUCAAGAUCAAGUGGAACAUAUGAUUCCUUUAUAUUGAAUUUAUGAAGCUGAAAGUGAAAGCUCCUCAAUGUAUAUCUGAAGAUGAGGCGAUUAAAUAAGAAGAGAGCAUUGAAUUUAGUGAAGGAGCUUGAUGCCUUCCCCAAGAUUCCUGAAAGUUAUAUUGAAACUUCCGCAAGCGGUGGAACAGUUUCUUUAAUUGCCUUUACCACCAUUGCUCUAUUGUCUAUUAUGGAGUUUUUUGUGUAUUGUGACACAUGGAUGAAGUAUGAUUAUGAAGUAGACAAAGAUUUUGCCAGCAAACUGCGAAUCAAUUUAGAUAUAACAGUUUCAAUGAAAUGUCAUUAUAUUGGUGCAGAUGUCCUAGACUUAGCUGAAACUAUGGUGGCAGCUUCAGAAGGGCUAAAAUAUGAACCAACUGUUUUUGAAUUAUCUUCACGUCAAAGAAUGUGGCAAAGAACACUUCAAAAGAUUCGCAAAAAGGUGCAAGAGGAACAUUCUCUUCAAGAUCUUUUAUUCAAAAGUGCUUUUAAAGGUUCCCCUACUGUAUUGCCACCCAGGGAAGACAAAUCAUCUUAUCCACUUGAUGCCUGCAGGAUACAUGGACACUUGUAUGUCAACAAAGUAGCAGGAAAUUUUCACAUAACUGUGGGCAAGGCGAUUCCUCACCCUCGGGGUCAUGCACAUAUGGCUGCUCUCAUUAGUCAUGAUGUGUACAAUUUUUCACAUCGAAUAGAUCAUUACUCAUUUGGAGAGCCAAUUCCAGGACUUAUCAAUCCACUGGAUGGAACAGAAAAAAUUGCCAUAGAUCAUAAUCAGAUGUUUCAAUACUUCAUCACAAUUGUGCCAACAAAACUUAAUACCUACAAGUUCUCAGCAGACACUCAUCAGUAUUCAGUCACAGAAAGGGAACGUGUAAUAAACCAUGCAGCAGGCAGCCAUGGCGUUUCAGGUAUUUUUAUAAAAUACGACAUCAGCUCCUUGAUGGUUACUGUGACUGAGGAGCACAUGCCUUUAGGACAAUUCUUAGUGAGGUUGUGUGGAAUUAUUGGAGGAAUAUUCUCAACAACAGGCAUGCUACAUGGAUUUGUGGGAUUUUUUGUUGAUAUUAUCUGUUGUCGUUUCAGACUUGGAGCUUAUAAACCUAAAUCUAUCCCUGUACUCGAUGGCCACAUGAAUAAUCACUCACUCCCAAUUUUAGAUGAUGUUGAGCAGUAACAUCAAGCAGAGAGAUGUUCAAGGAAUAAAAGCAAUUUGGUGGAUUUUUCCCUUAAUUUUAAAUGUGCAAUAAACAUUUUUGGGUUGCACAGCCCUUGUUUAAAUAAAUCAUUAGUUAAAUUCUAGUCUCUUAACUAUUUCAAUACCAGUCAAGACAUUACAUGUCAAGUCAUAACAUUACCACUAUCUCAUGAGCUGGUUAUUGAAUAAUCCAGUGUCGCCUUUGAAAAUAAAAGGGAGAACAAUCAGUAUUUUGUGGACAUACUUCAGAUGAGAGAACUGGAAAUCUGGUUUGUGAUUUAUUUACACAAUACAAUGUAAUUUGUUAUGUUAUAAAUCCGCCAAAAGGAUUUGUUUCUACAAUUGUAUGUGAAGUUCAAAAAUGUGUGUAUGCAGACAGGAUUGUACCAGAAUCUUUGUUGCAUAAUAGGAAUGAAUGAAUGAAUACAGGGUGUUGUACUGUGCAGGGUAAUCCUGUCACAGAAUCAUCUGUGUUAAGAAUAAAAUAUUGGAAGACACCCUAAAGUUUGACUGCGUAAAGGCAAUAAUGUUAAUAGUAAGAAUAAACAUUAGGAGCUUGUCGUGCUCCUAAUCUCUCCUCUUUUAAAGUAGUUUUCCUUCUCUUGUAUUGGCUAAAAAAUUCUGUAAGUUUCUGAAUUGAGAAUCUGCAAUUUAAAAUUUCAGAUGCAUUGGUCUAUCACUGACCUGUUCUUCUGGUUAUGGCUGCUAAAAGCAUCUCGUUCUAUUCAUCCAGUUGAAUUAGAACAGCUGCCUCUGAAUUAUAGAUUUUUUUUCUACAUGUGUCUAGUGUUGUUUAUUUUAAAAAUAAUGUAAGAGUAGGUUGGUGAUUCAACAAUGCAUGUUUGUUUUGUCGGGGUUCUAGCUCUUUGUAUGUAUGUGAAUCUUCAAGUAGCCAUGAAUCAGAUGCUUAAGCAUUUGCAUUGAUACCAGUGUGCAGUCCCUUCAGUCAAAGUUAGGAAGCAGUCUAUUUAGUUACCUGAACAGAAAAAUAGAUAGUGGUAAACUAAACAUAAUGUGCUGUACGAACAGCAGUGAUUGUGAGAUUGCAAAACAUGGUUGAGCCAUUGUAUUCUGCAUAAUAUUAUAAAAUCAGGACUAAACUCUCGUUUUAUUAAUUCAAGUCACAGAUCAACCUUUGUAAAUGGGCUAUCAUUGUCAGUUUAGAGCUACUUUCCCUUCUUCACAAAGAAACUGGCUGGUAUCAGUCAUAAAUGAUAGUAUAUUUGAGACUCCAUGUUUGUCAUGGAAGCUCAAGCACAUUUUACUGCUGUAUCUAAAAAGAAAAUCUGUUCAACUUUGUAAUUUCCAGUUACACAUUCUUUCCAUUCUACUUUGUGAUACCUGUGAUGAAUAAAAUUAAAUUUUGCACAGAUAUAAAAUAACUGUACUGCAGGCUUUAGUAAUAGCUGGUAUUUAAUAAAAUUACAAGAUUAAUUUUGGAGAUUAUAAAGUUAUUUUGGUUUAGUAUGGACUGUUGUCAUGGGAGAAGUUAUAAAAAUAAUGAAGAAGAAUAUAUAUAUUUUUAGCUAGCAAUGUUAAUUAUGCAUCUUUUUUUGGAGUCAGCAUAGUUUUUAUACAUGAGUAAUCCCAAUACAACUCAAUCUUUGCUAUUUGUGCAUUAAAUCAGGACAUAAUGACGAUAUUGACACUGGAACAUAUGAUCUGUACAUUUUGCCAAUUUUAAAUCCUGCAUAUUUCCAAUAUAGAGCAGGGACACCUAUAGGAUUUCUGUUGAGCUGUAGUUGAAAUAGCAAACUUAAGGCUUAUUUUACUUUGUCCUUCAUGAAGUGUAGGCUUAACUGAUCACUCCUGCAAAUAUUACCUAAUUGGUGCUAUUUUUGUGUUUCAAAUAAGAAAUAUUUUUCAGCAACAAUUUGUUUCUGGUGCUGUUUUAAUGCUGAAUGAAAUGUCUUAAUUAUAUUCAUUUUAGAAGAAAAUACCCAUAACGUUCUGUACAAGUAUACUUAACAGAUUUUUUUUUUAAAAAACUGUCAGUGGAAUGCAGUAAUAAUUUUUCAAAAUAUGUCCCUAAUUCCUGCAUCCAAAGCAAGACAACAUAUUUAAUGGUGGUGUAUGCUGAAAGUAACAGGAUAUCUUAAUUCUGGCUUUGAUGUCUGUGAUGCUGGAAUGGCACAAGAAGUUUUGAAAAUGUACCAUUUCUGACUUUUCAAUUUAACCUGCAAUAUUUGGUAGGUGCACAAGAUGUUUGCUUAAAUACACAGGCAUUUCAAAAUGUAUGCAAAUUCUGUUUCUAUCAGAUAAGUAGUAUAGCUGAAGUGAGUGUACUUGUUCUUGACAUUAAGACAACAUUUGUGUAUGACACCAAGAAUCCUUAGUAGAAUUGAAAUUAGCAAAGAUCAAAGGAUGUAUCUUUAAUGACUAGUUAUCUCUGGAACAAAGGAAGAUGGUGUGGGUUUUGGAUGCCAAUCAUGUCAGCCCCAGAACAUCACGACGAAUUUUUAAGGACGAACUCCUAGUUGCUUCAGUUCAAAUGCAGAGCUGUUCUGGUUACAGUCUCCAGUUGCAUUUUAAACUUUGCAUAUAAUCAAACAACCCAUACCCACAUGCAGGAAGACCUAAAUGGCAUACUUCAAUUGAUAAGUGGUAAGUAGCAUUCAUGCAAAACAAGAGUUGGAAAUGACUGCAACAAGAGAACUCCAUAAUCACUGUCAACUUACCAUCCCUUGCCAUCAUCAUUCUGAGGCCACAAUUGACCAGAAAUUCUACUAGAUUUGCUACCUAAAUGCUAAACAGUGGCUAAAUAUACUGAAGCUCAAUAUGUAAUUUACCAAAGGUAUUCCAGCACUUCAAAGGCAAUAGUCUAAAAUGCUCUUCACUUGGACAAAUGGGCACAGCCAGAACAACCUUCAAAGGCAAAGUAUCACAACAUCCAGUACAAAAGAGUGCUUGAUUGGUACCACUAAACAUUCAUGAUUUGUACACUUCGGUUGCAGUUGUAUCACUUAACAAGGUGUGCUUCAGCAAGACCUCCCAAAUUCAUGGCCACCACAUUGAAGGACAAAGAUAACAGGUGAAUGCAAACAUCACAGACAAUUCUAAACAAACCAAGCCAUGACCUGUACAACUAAGACCAUUCCUUCGCUGUUUUUUUGGCUAAAUCCUGGAUGUCCCUAUCUCAUUAUUGUAGAAACAUCUUUGCCACGUAGACUGCAAUAGUUCAAGAAGAUAAUCAACCAUUACUUUUCCUAGGGCAAUUAAAAAUCAAUAAAGGAUAGCUUUACGAGUAACACCAAGCGUAAGUAAGGCCACAGUGAAGUUUUAACUAGUAUCUGGGCUGGGAAGCAGAAGUUGGUUCACUGCUAAUCCGAAUACAGAAAAAGCUAUUUGAGUCUGAAGGUAUUUGUGGAGGACAGGAGCAAAAUGCUCCAUGAGGAAGGGUACAUUUGCUCUUGCCCUCAUUCCUUUCUUUUCCUUGCCACUAACUUGGAUGGUGGCACAAUUGUACUCAAGUUUGCUGUCACUCAUCUAAUGUAAUCUUCACACUGGUUCUCUGAGAGUUCACAUGGCACUUAAACGAGACUUGAGGGUUAAAAUUUGCAUGACAUCGCACUACAUCAUUUCUAGAAACUUGCUUAAAAUUCAAACUGACUUCAUGAAUUAUUCUGUGGUAAGGGAGAAGGAUUUUCCUUGAUUUCCUUCUUCCAUCCAAUUGGAAGAGCAGAUAAAAGAUGCCCUUGGGUUUUUACCAAUGACUUUUCUCCAGAAGACUGCUUUGAAAUAUCUGUAGAUUAGUGGCUCCUAAAGAUUAGACAGCUGUAGUAGGCACAAGCUUACAUUACACAACUUGCUGGAAUCCAGUCAAUCACCACCAUAUUGCUACCUCAUUUUUAUAGCUUAUUAAUAAGUAGUUUUGGGGUUAACAUUAGCUUAUAUUAAAUUUUAUCUUAUUUGUAAUGAGUAGUUGUUAAUCUUUGUCAUGAAAUUAAUUAGAUUGCACAUUUUAUGGCAUAUACCUGCUUACCACAUAAAUUGUAACAGAUUAUGAUUUGGGGCAAAAGGGUCUUUUAUAGAGUGGCGGUGCAGUUUUUUCUGAAGAUUUGACGGAUACUUAGCAGAAUUGCUGUUUUUGAGUUGUUUAAUGUGAUACAAGUUUUGAAACUGUUCGUUAAUGUUCGAUGAUCACUACAAAAAGAUAUUUUAUUUUGUUUUAAUUUGAAUGCAAUUAAAGAAACAUCUCCCAAACAAAUGAGCAUUUGUGCUAUUCAUUUUAAGUAAACAUGAUGGAGUUUGGAAAUAAUAGCCCUGAUAGUUACUGAAGCAGGGGUGAGAGUGGGUGUCUUGUAUGAUUUCAGAAUGUUCAACAUAUCUGUGGCAUUUUAAUUCAGCCAGAUCAUUAGGAUUUUACUUCCAAGUUCAGUGGAUAAUGAAUAGUAGCAGCUGUGAUGAGGAUCUGAAUGAAAAUUAUCUCGAUGCAAGUAUUUAAAGGACGAAACGCAAGAUGCAUCGUAGAACAUUUGGGAAUAUGAUGAGUGUUUGUUUUUAAGUGAUAUUUCCCAUAGUGUAAUGCUGGGGCUUGAUGACAAAGAGAUAAUCUGUUCAAGCAAUAGGAUGAAGAACCUGGUGAGAUGUGGCCUAGAUGUUGGUGAACAGGAACAUAGUUCUUCCUAUACUCUGCUGUCCAACCAGCCAUACUCAUGGAUUCAAUACAGGCAGUGCUUUAAUAACCCAAUAGGAAAG